AUGUCUCAGAAGUACAGCACCCCUCCUCCGGAACGCUUCCUAAGUAUUGCAAGCACAUGCGUUGGGUGCGGUCCUGGAGGCAGUACCCCUGCGCUCGCACGCAUAGCGAUAGUUGACUAUCGCGGCCAGAUUGUCUAUUGCGAAUAUGUGAAGCCGGACGUGCAGGUUUCCGAUUAUCGCACUGCUACGACCGGCAUAGAAGCUUCCCACUUGGAUAUCGCGAAUGGUGCGAAGCCGUUCACUGAAGUGCAGCAACAUGUCGCCAAUUUAAUUCGAGGCAAAGUCCUGGUCGGCCAUUCUAUCUGGCAUGACCUUUCUGUGCUCGGUAUCCCGCACCCAGCCGUGGCGACGCGCGAUGUCGCGCUUUACCAGCCCUUCCGUAAUGCGCUUCGCAGUCCCAACCAGGUGGAUGGAAAGGUUUGCGCGCUGGAGAACGCACGUGCUGGCCUCGACUUGUACCGCUCCCAUGCAACAGCAUGGGAAGGAACCGUAUCGACUGGACAGUGGCCCUCGUUCCUUCCCCCGAGCACGUACUCGCGAUGCUACGUGUGA
Molecule: messenger RNA, 552 nt
Organism: Sparassis crispa
Lineage: Eukaryota; Fungi; Basidiomycota; Agaricomycetes; Polyporales; Sparassidaceae
Product: ribonuclease H-like protein
Exons: 6
Coding region: 1-552 (183 amino acids)
Cellular component (GO): nucleus
Molecular function (GO): exonuclease activity; nucleic acid binding
Source: RefSeq, a predicted model, not a curated record